Xenia sp. Carnegie-2017 is the source of this 4153-nucleotide messenger RNA. RefSeq lists its product as uncharacterized. NCBI's taxonomy places the organism in Eukaryota, Metazoa, Cnidaria, Anthozoa, Malacalcyonacea, Xeniidae. The record is from RefSeq and is a predicted model, not a curated record. The coding region runs from base 570 to 3497 and encodes 975 amino acids. The transcript has 10 exons.
UUUACUGCCAUCACAUGCAUUGUGAUGCUGAUGGGACAAUUGAUGUAAAUUUCACACGAAGUAUUUGCUGCGUUGCAAAAGAUGAAAACAAUUAAUCGCCAGCAGACACGACUUUAUGAAUAAUUAAAUUUAGGUUCUUCUGUCCUAUAGUUCGUGAGCGGAUCAUGCAUAUUUUUUAGCACGCCUACACGAGUACGUACAGAUUCUCGCUAAAGUUCAUAACAUAUAACCACUGCUUAAAUACCAUUAGUCUUGCCUUUAAAGCUUGAAGAUUGGAAGAUUUGAAGUACAUUGUACUCUUUGCCUUAUAACAACCGAUACGAAAGACUGAUGGUCAGUCUAACAUGCAGUCAACAAGUGUCAACGCCAAACUUUUAAUAUGGUGUUGUGUUGGUAAUGAGACAUACUUUUAAUAUGGUGUUGUGUUGGUAAUGAGACAUACUUUCGAGGGAAUACAAUAAGCAAACAGACAUUUCACAAGUAUAAACGGUUAUUUGCCUGAUUGAACGAGGAAUCGUACCACAUUCAUCAAUUUGUCAAAAGAAAAGUUACGAUCAGUGAAAGCACAAAUGGAUAUUAAAUUUAGAGUGUGGAUGGUUUUAAUUUUCACGAUAUGUUAUUCUAAAUGCGCAAAUGGCAACAAACUGAGAAUAUACCGUCAUGAACGAGAUAUAUUUACCAACUUAGAUUAUUCAAGUUCACAAUCUGAAAGAGAUCAUAGUCAUGACUGUAUGAAGUACAACGCUAAAUGUCAUUUCAUCACUAAGUGUCGUUAUUGUGAAUGUAAAGAUGGAACGAAUACUUUUAUCAUUGAUAACAAUGACAAGAAUCGCAGAGGAAGUUGUAUCAAGGAUGAAGAAUUAAAUCUAGAAGGAGACUCAGACAAUGAUGAAUUUACUCUAGAAAAUACCGUGACAAACAAAUGUUUAAAACAAGUUGGGAAUUCUGUGUGGGGUACGACAUGUGGAAAUUCAUUGGAUCAAAAGUGGAUACGUCUCAAGACAUAUAAUGAACAGCUCAUGAAUCUAAAAUCACUUCUUUGCAUAAGAGCUAGAUACAGCGGUGUAGUUGAAAUGAGUCAAUGUCUAUAUUUUGUCCUAAGAUCGCAAAAACUGGAGUGCACGUACCAAACACAUAUAGGAGCUACUUUCACUACGACAUUUUUUACAAUUUUUGAAACUUCCACUGACUACCUAGAACAAACUACGAACAGAAGAGGAAUUUUUCGGUCAUAUACCGGUCAAUAUUGGAAAACGCACCAAAAUAAGACUGAAGUCAAUGUUUGCGAGAAAAUAACAGAAUACAAAGGUUGCUAUCGCCUUUCUGAUGGAAAUUUCAUGAAAUAUUUGAAAUUUAACAACAAUAGCUGGAAUGUGGAAAAAUUCUCUGUUUCUGCGCCAAUCUAUAGAGAAAAUAACAAUUGCAUUGUGGAAGAAAAUUUCGAGUAUACAAAAGAUGGCAAUGAAUCAUACGAAGAUGGUUCAAAAAAUCUUUUUAAAUUGUCCAGCACUGGCGAGUCUACCAAAGAAAUCGAGAUUAGAAACAUGGAUGCUCUACGACAAUGGAAUGGUUCAUUAUUGCAAAUACAAAUCAAAUGCCGCAGCGGACGGUCAAACACAGAAGAACGUCACUGUUUUCUCAUAAAACUACAAUCUUUAUUACCAUUGGAACCAGAGGAAAUACCAUCAUCAAAAUCAGAUGGUAAUACGCCAGUCUUUAUCACAGGAAUAGUCACCCUGGUUGUAGUUGCAGUCAUUGUGCUAAGCAUUUUCCUUUAUAAAAAGCGGAGGAAAAGAUCACAAAGUACAUCAAAUAGACCAGAAUUAGAGUUGGAAGUCGUAAAUCUUGCAGAAGCAAUUUACGAAGAGCCACACAGGAUAUACGCAACGGUAUAUGAAGUAUCAGGUAAACAAACAGGAGAAGCCGCUGACACCUACAGUUAUACAGAUUGUAGAAGCAUCUCCAAUAGAAGAACAGAAGUGCAAGGGUCUCGUGAAUCAACACACCAUCAAAGUAGAAACCUACCGGAUAACGCACAGGAAGUGGAAACUGACUCAACAACACAAGUGAAAGGCAAUGUUUUCAUGACGUUGACAUCUUUGAGCCUAGAAGAGCCGUAUAUUUAUGCCAAUGAUGUUUCUGACGUCAACACACAGAGUCGUACUAAUGAGCAACCAGCUGGUGAUUCUGAUGACAAACAUAAAGUAAAAACAACAAAGCUCCGAAGGCCUUCUACAAAUCAAGAAGCGAAUGAAGACAACUAUGCCUCAUUGACAAAAAAAAGCAGAGACUCAAGCGUUUCUGGCAAUACGAAACCGGAAUUGCUUGAUACAACAUCGUAUACUGAUGAAUAUGCCAUCCCAAAUGACGUUGACCAUAAGACAGUGGCUAACAGUACUUAUAUGAAUACGAAAGCGAAUUCCAGCAGUGAAGUUUCAUCCCAACUUGUUGAAGUCGAUGUAGAGGGAUAUGCCCAAUUGAUGAAAAACCGUAAAAGCAGGGACUCAAACUGUCAUUAUUACCAGCAGUUGCAAAAAACAUCGAUGCAAGUCGAAGGCAAUACUUCCGAGGUCCCUUUAUUUCAUGGAAAUGAGCAAAUAAAGCUAAUUGGGCAACCAGAGUGUGUUAGUGAUUACGUUAUUCCAAAUGAUGCUGGGGCAAGCAUGAAUAGCAACCAGCAACUGGAAGUUGCAACAUCGUAUACUGAUGAAUAUGUCAUCCCAAAUGACGUUGACCAUAAGACAGUGGCUAACAGUACUUAUAUGAAUACGAAAACGAAUUCCAGCAGUGAAGUUUCAUCCCAACUUGUUGAAGUCAAUGUAGAGGGAUAUGCCCAAUUGAUGAAAAAUCGUAAAAACAUGGACUCAAACUGUCAUUAUUACCAGCAGUUGCAAAAAACAUCGAUGCAAGUCGAAGGCAAUACUUCCGAGGUCGUUUUAUCUCAUGGAAAUGAGCAAAUAAAGGUAAUUGGGCAACCAGAGUAUGUUAGUGAUUACGUUAUUCCAAAUGAUGCUGGGGCAAGCAUGAAUAGCAACCAGCAACUGGAAGUUGCAACAUCGUAUACUGAUGAAUAUGUCAUCCCAAAUGACGUUGACCAUAAGACAGUGGCUAACAGUACUUAUAUGAAUACGAAAGUGAAUUCCAGCAGUGAAGUUUCAUCCCAACUUUUUGAAGUCGAUGUAGAGGAAUAUGCCCAAUUGAUGAAAAACCGUAAAAGCAGGGACUCAAACUGUCAUUAUUACCAGCAGUUGCAAAAAACAUCGAUGCAAGUCGAAGGCAAUACUUCCGAGGUCCCUUUAUCUCAUGGAAAUGAACAAAUAAAGCUAAUUGGGCAACCAGAGUGUGUUAGUGAUUACGUUAUUCCAAAUGAUGCUGGAGCAAGCAUGAAUAGCAACCAGCAACUGGAAGUUGCAACAUCGUAUACUGGUGAAUAUGUUGAUAUGACAAAAAGUGGAAAUAGUGCGAUUUUCAGUGAUGAACAGAUCCAUCUCAAAUGAAGACGAUGUUCAGGAAGAUGUCCAUUGAUGAGAAACUAUAAAAGAACUCAAACCAUAAUUACCAAAACAAACAAUACUGAUGAGCAUAUACUGUUCGUACACUGGUGAGCAUGUCAACAUGAAUGACAAUGGGUACAUAACAAUGGCUGUGAUUAUCGAAUGAAUGGAACGAUCUCAGUUUUUAGUUAAAAAUGCAAAUAGCGAAUAUUGGUAACUGCAAAGAUCACUGGCGAUCACUGAGAUUACUUCAGUAGUUCAUUCAAGCAGCAUUACCAAACAGCAUUAAGAUUGCUGCUUGGUAAUGCUGCUAAUCGAAUACAGUCAACAAAGUACAGAGCAGAGAUACAGGGAACCCUGUAAAGUACAAAAAAUGCAGGGAUGUCUGUGGAUCAUUAGCAAUCCUCUAACAAUUACAAUGGCCAAUCAAAAACCUUAUCCACCCAAAAUAGUCCUUCAAAAGAUAUAACCACCUACACACUAUCUCCCAGCCCUUGACUUUACUAUGAGAUUCUUUUAAAUGCACGAGAAUAUAUCAUAAGUAAUUUUAGGUUUGUUUUAUAUGUGUAUUCGUAGUUCAAGAUUCUCUGUUCAAUGGAAAUCACUUUAUAUAAUAUGUAUUGUAUGACUUGGAAUAAAAAGCUUUCCAGCAAUUCUAA